Molecule: messenger RNA, 1793 nt
Organism: Chaetomium fimeti
Lineage: Eukaryota; Fungi; Ascomycota; Sordariomycetes; Sordariales; Chaetomiaceae
Product: Cys/Met metabolism PLP-dependent enzyme-domain-containing protein
Exons: 2
Coding region: 215-1549 (444 amino acids)
Biological process (GO): transsulfuration; 'de novo' L-methionine biosynthetic process
Cellular component (GO): cytoplasm
Molecular function (GO): pyridoxal phosphate binding
Source: RefSeq, a predicted model, not a curated record
GUACCCGACUCUCCUGCUUUUUUCUCCCCGACGAGGCAACCGGGAGACUUGUUAGUUUUGCAGUUCCUCACUUUCUCGAAAUAUUAAAGCCACCUACCCUACCUAUUUACCGUUUCGUUCAGUGGCGUCUCCAAUUGCCCCUCUCUCUACGGGCCUCGUCUGACUCCCUCCUCCCUCCUCGGUUGACUCAUUGUCAUCCGACCCAGUCGUUCCAAUGGCAGCUCCAAACCGAAUGAGCCCUGCGUCGCAGGCGGCAAACAAAGUCUUUACCAGAGUUGACCUCGAUGGCCAUGCUCUCCCUCCCUCGCCCGCCCCGUCGAGCCCGCUCUCCGGAAGGAAGCGAUAUGCUCUAGCCACGGAAUUGGUCUACACCGAAUCCAAAGACCAGUAUGGCUCCUCCAGCAUCCCCAUCUACCAGUCGGCAACCUUCAAGCAGACCUCGGCCAACGGCGGCAACGAGUAUGACUACACCCGCUCCGGCAACCCGACCCGGACGCACCUCGAGCGCCACAUGGCCAAGAUCAUGAAUGCGACCCGCGCUCUGGCUGUCGGGUCUGGUAUGGGCGCCCUGGAUGUCAUCACACGUCUACUGAAACCGGGGGACGAGGUCAUCACUGGCGAUGAUCUGUACGGUGGCACGAACCGGCUCCUCACGUACCUCAAAAACAAUCAAGGGGUUGUGGUGCACCACGUCGACACCACCAUUGCCGACAGCGUCAAGAAUGUGAUCUCUGACAAGACGGCCAUGGUCCUGCUCGAGACCCCCACAAACCCGCUGAUCAAGAUUGUGGACAUCCCGUCAAUUGCGAGAGCAACGCAUGAGGCCAACAGCAAGGCGCUCGUGGUGGUGGAUAACACGAUGCUUUCGCCCAUGCUCCUAAAUCCCUUAGAUAUCGGCGCGGACAUCGUCUACGAGUCUGGCACAAAAUAUCUCUCUGGUCACCACGACAUAAUGGCCGGUGUGAUUGCCUGCAACGACCCAGAGCUGGGCGACAAGAUGUACUUCACCAUCAACACAACGGGCUGCGGGUUGUCACCAAACGAUUCCUUCUUGCUCAUGAGGGGCGUCAAGACACUAGCCAUCCGCAUGGAAAAGCAGCAGGGAAAUGCCCAGCGGAUUGCAGAGUUCCUCGAAUCACAUGGCUUCCGCGUCCGGUACCCGGGCCUGAAGUCACAUCCGCAGUACGACCUCCAUUGGUCAAUGGCUCGGGGUGCCGGUGCUGUACUCUCGUUUGAGACAGGGGACGUCGCACUCUCUGAGAGGAUCGUCGAAGCGGCCAGGCUUUGGGGCAUCAGCGUCAGUUUCGGCUGCGUCAACAGUCUCAUCAGCAUGCCCUGCCGUAUGAGCCAUGCAAGCAUCGAUGCGAAAACUCGGCAGGAACGACAAAUGCCCGAGGACAUCAUCCGGCUGUGCGUUGGCAUCGAGGAUGCGGACGAUCUGAUGGACGACUUGUCCCGUGCUCUUGUUCAAGCAGGGGCCGUGAAUGUGUCGCUGGACGGCUUCCACGCGAAUGAUGCUAAUGGUGAAGGCGCCACUGUAUCGGCUUAGGCCGCGUGUGUUUCUCUCAAAGGCCACACAAACCGGCUGGCUUGUCGGCGCGCAGGCUCGGGCGUCAUCAUCUCAAACGCACAAGGGAUAACGUUUUGCAUAAAAUCGAAGGCACUGAAAUACAAGAAAAACAGGUCGUCGGGACACGGAAAAAGCCCAUACAUCCUCAGAACAGACCCAGAACCACACCUAUUCGCGCCGCUCCUACAUCCGCACGGCAUCGGCGUUCUAACUGCCACCGGCA